GCUGUCAUUCGGCCAGAUACGUCGGACCGGCCGCACGCGUGCUCGCUCCCUCCGCGUACAUAACUAACUUUAGAAAUAAUAUAGUGUUUGUGAUCGUGACGUUCAGUGACAGUUUUUUGUUUUCAAAUUUGGAAUUUGGUAUUCUAAAUUGUGUUGUGAGUGUUCGUUUUUUUUUUCUUCAUAAACUGAGUGUUUGAAGAUGCUGACCAAAACCAAUGAAAGACAUUAAAACCCAAAGAAAAUGUAUCCGCAAACCAUUCACAUUUACGAAAUAAGAUGAACGUAGUAUCACCGAAAAUGAGACUGAUACUCACACAAACAAGACACAAUGCAUGAACACAGCUAUAGAUCUUUAUCAAAAAAUGUACUGGAAGUAACUGAUCUGAACGACGUAUUUGAAGAGACAGUCAAUUACACUAUAGAUAGUAUCUUCGAUGUCCUAGCAAAUGAUACUGGAAAUGGCACAAUUGUCGUUGAUGGAGAAGCUUCGGUGAACAAUUGGUGGGCGUUGAUAGCGAUAAUGCUAGUUGUGUGUACAGCUGCGGGGAACGUAUUAGUCUGUUUAGCGAUCUAUUUGGAAAGGAGGCUGCAGAAUGUGACGAAUUAUUUUUUGAUGUCGCUCGCGAUUACUGAUCUGCUUGUCGCUAUAUUGGUGAUGCCGCUGGGGAUUCUUACGUUGCUAAGAGGCUAUUUCCCCCUCCCCGCAAUAUACUGCCUGUGCUGGCUCUGUCUCGACGUCCUACUCUGCACAGCAUCCAUCAUGCAUCUAUGUACCAUCAGCGUGGACAGGUAUCUCUCUCUCCGGUAUCCAAUGAGGUUCGGCAGAAACAAGACGAGAAAGAGAGUGACAGUGAAGAUCGCCUUCGUCUGGAUACUGUCGUCGGCCAUGAGUCUUCCAUUGGUUUUAAAAUAUUCUAAGAAUGCAGAUUCAGUCCUCAUAGAUGGUUCGUGCCAAGUUCCCGACAACUUGUACAAGGCUAUCGGGUCUAUCAUAUCGUUCUACAUACCUCUUGGCGUGAUGCUGCUGACGUACGCGCUGACCAUUCAACUCCUGGCGCGGCAGAGGAAAGGGCUGGGCGCUGGUUGGGCUCCCGGAUGGCUUGGAGCUCCUCCUAUAGGUCGGCGUUGCACUUGGCGCAGAUUCCUGGGCCCUCGUGGUGGCACGCCCCAGCAUUCAGCUGCUUCUACUGAGACUGAACUGCCGCCGAUUGACACCAGGGACCUGUGGAUACAAGACUCAAGCGAGCCUGCCCCGUCAGCAAUGACUGCACUGCAUCAGUUUGGGGCAGAGAUGUUGCGUCUAUCUCGCGGCUUGGAAGCUUCUGCGGCGACAAAGCCACAAUACAGAGGGACGAAUAUAUCUGAACGAGGAGGGAUGCUAACACCAGGGUCUUUAAGCGUCUCUUCGAGUUCUCCUUCAUCAAUGCUUCAAGAUCGGCGUAGACCAUCGUCUACUGGAGACCCGAAUACUCCCAUCCAUAGACCAAGAAGCGCUUCUGAUGACGAAAGCAAUGAAGGUCUUUUAGCACCAGCUGCUUUGACGGCAAAGUCACGCAGUUCUGAAGACGGCCUACUCCUGCCACCUCCUUGCACUUGCCCUUAUUUUGGGUCUGAGUCAACUCCUCCUAGGCGUACAACAGAAGUCAUAAUAGUUCCUGGCGGAGACAUAAAUGGGUGCAAUGGAUAUCCUAGGAAUGGGAAUAUGAAAGAGGAACAGUCGACCCCAUUUUUUAGAAGGUCAAGUCGUGGUGCAGCCUCCAUGGUCACUUGGGAUGAAGCUAAAAGAUUUCGUAGAGGUUCGAGUUUUGGAGGAGCUAGGACUACUCUAUCUACUCCAAUCCGCAGCAUCCGUGCUCAAAGAACUAUAGCCCGGUCACAGCAAGUGACUGCUAGUCCACAGCGUCAAACGCCUAGAACGCAUCAUUCUAGGAAUUCUAGUGUAAUAUCUAGGAAUUCGUCUCGUCACGGUAGGAUCCUUCGAUUGGAGCAAAAAGCGACAAAAGUUUUAGGAGUUGUAUUUUUCACAUUUGUGAUUCUCUGGGCUCCGUUUUUCAUUCUAAAUAUGGUGCCAGCUGUGUGUCCUGACUGCGAGGAGAGGAUCUCACCUUGGGUGUAUGACUUCGCCUUGUGGUUGGGUUACGCUAGUUCGAUGGUGAACCCGAUAUUCUACACGAUAUUCAAUAAAAUAUUCAGACAAGCCUUUAAGAAGGUCCUGAUGUGUGGGUACUGGAAGUCGACGAGGUAGCCGGCACCCUGGGAGCGCGUUCGGCCGACUUCAGACCCUGGUCUGGGAGCGCUCUCAGUCAAUAGAAAUAUCCGAUCUCAGUUUGUAUGAACUCAUUGAAGAGCUUUAAGUAUUACGCUUCUAGAUUUUAGCAUGCGUCAGUGGUCUUUAGUUUAGGAUCUAAGCAACAAUUUGAAGAGAGUCAUUAACAGGAAAAUAAUUUCGAGGGCAUCAGAGUAUUCUUUCGGUAAUUGAAACUGUGGACAGUUUAUAAAACUUUUUAACUUCACCUUUGAUUUCAAACAAUAAAAAUUUAUUUCCUUCAUCAUUUUUCAAGCAAUUACUACAACUUAGCUUAAUCUAAGUUACAAUCUACUGCCGUUAUAUAAUUACUAAGUGCCCCUCGCGUUGAUAGACUUCAUUAAGCGUUUAUGUUUUAAUAACACCUCUCAUACCUACAGCGCACAAAUAGAAAUAUUUGCCUUCACUCUGACCUCAUAAAGUCACUGUUAACUUACUGCAGAGUUUUUA
This is a messenger RNA of Helicoverpa armigera (cotton bollworm), 2755 nucleotides long. RefSeq names its product 5-hydroxytryptamine (serotonin) receptor 2B (gene 5-HT2B). The record is from RefSeq and is a predicted model, not a curated record. Lineage: Eukaryota; Metazoa; Arthropoda; Insecta; Lepidoptera; Noctuidae. Gene Ontology annotation, molecular function: G protein-coupled serotonin receptor activity; neurotransmitter receptor activity. The coding region runs from base 329 to 2245 and encodes 638 amino acids. Gene Ontology annotation, cellular component: dendrite; plasma membrane. Gene Ontology annotation, biological process: G protein-coupled receptor signaling pathway, coupled to cyclic nucleotide second messenger; chemical synaptic transmission. The transcript has 8 exons.